AUGUCUGGAUCCUUUUGGAAGUUCGGGCAGGAUUAUGCCAAUGAAGCGCCAUUGACGAAGCUUUUGAAUAAGGCGUUUUUCAAGAUCAAUAACAAUAAUAGUGGUUCUGACGAUAAUCACGGACAGAACGGGUCCGGUGUUGAUAGCGAUGAUGGGUUGAAUCUACGAGAGAAGAAAAACAUGUCUGAACUUACGUCUGAGUCUGAUAGCGAUUGUAUCAGUGGAGAAGACGAUUCUGGGGAUACAGGUGACGAUGACGAUGUAGAAAAGAAGGAGGAAGAGCAGGAUGAUGAGGAUGAAGAUGAUAGAGCACUGGGGCCCGGGACGACGAAAAGGAAUAGUGGACGUUUCAAUGAUGAGGACAACGAGGGAGGAGAAGAACAGGUUUCAAUUUCAGAGAGUAAUUUCGAAUACAAGGACUAUCGUCCCAACCUUGAUAUUUUAGACGACUUGUUGGAUGACGAGGAACUGUAUACAGAGCUUAUGUGCUCGAAUUUCAAACUAUUGGUGUUUUUCAGGUAUCCUGAAGUGUUAGCAAGGUUGGUUGAUUAUGUGACCAACGAACACGUAUUAGAACCAGCUGACGAUAGCAUGGUCGAUGAGGAACAACAAGAAGGGGAAAAUGGGUCGGAUUCAUCCGAUAACGAUGCAGAGGAAGAUCAGGGUAAACAAGGUUCUCCAGAGGCAGAAGCGGAUUCAGGGGAUGACUUAGAGAAUUCAGAAGAUGAAAAUAAUACUCAAUCACAAUACCAAAAUACACUGGACGUCGUUCCAGAUAAUGCAUCUGAGUCUUCAGCUGAAACGAGUAUCACUCUACCACCAGAAAGUGAAGAACAGGUAGAGUCAAGAAGAGCCAGGAUCGCUGCAGAGAUUCUCUCUGCGGAUGUGUGGACCAUUUCCUCUGCAUUCAUGGAUAACGAAGACCUUCUAGUCAAGUUAUGGUCCACUUUGGAACACCCUGCUCCACUUUCAAUCAUUGCAUCCACAUAUUUCAUGAAAAUCAAUGAACGUUUAUUAGAUAUGGACAUUAGUGGCAUGAUAAACUUCAUUUUAAAACAAGAGAAUAUAGUUGAUAGAUUUAUUGCACACAUCGAUAACCCUCCAUUGAUGGAUUUCCUUCUUAAAGUCAUUUCUACGGAUAAACCAGAUGCUCCAACUGGAAUAAUCGCAUUAUUGAAGAAACAACAUUUGAUAUCUAAAUUGUUAGAUUAUUUAUCAAUUGAACACGAUUCUUCAAUUCAAUCUGCUGCAGGCGAUUUCUUAAAAGCUUUGAUUACCAUCAGUGCAAAUUCAAAUAACGAAAUCGCAUCUGCUAUAGGUCCUAAUGAGUUGACUAGAGAAUUAGUUUCCGCAGAAAUGGUUUCCAAAUUGGUUAAUAUUAUGUUACAAUGUGGCACAUCGUUAAGCAACGGUGUUGGGAUAGUGAUAGAACUUAUCAGAAAGAACAAUUCUGAUUACGAUUUCGUACAGGUGAUGUAUACAACAUUGGAAACACACCCACCAUCUGAUAGAGAUCCAGUGUAUUUGGGACAUUUGGUUAGAUGCUUUGCAAAUAAGAUGGAUAGAUUUAACAAGAUCCUUUUGGAAACGAAGCUUGACCCAUUGGAGACACCUUUCGGAAGCAUUGAGCCGUUAGGUUUUGAAAGAUUUAAGAUUUGCGAACUUGUUGCUGAACUUUUACACUGCUCGAACAUGGGAUUGUUAGGUGAACCAUCAGGAGAGGCUAUUGUACUUGAACGAGACUUGAAAAGAGAAGAGAUUUUGAAAGAAAUGGAAGAACAGCUUGAGAAUGAAAACGCAUCUGAUGCAGAAACUGGAUAUUAUGACGGUGAAGAUGAUACUGCUCAUGCUAAUAAUCUUCAUAGGGAAUUACAAGACCUCAAUAUAAAUGCGACGCUGAAAGACUCUGAAGCUACUGAUGAAGUAGAGGACGUCAAAGAUGUUGGAGAUGCUGGAGAUGUUGAUGCUUCCUUGGCUGAAAGAACAGAUAUACAUUCCGAAACUUCAUCAGAUUCUGAAGUUACCGAAAAAGUUCUGAGAGAAAAUCCAGUUGUUGGUGAUUUAUUGAAAAUUUCUUUACAAGAUAACAACAUCAUUACAACCAUACUUGAUAUGUUUUUCAGGUUCCCCUGGAACAAUUUCUUGCAUAACGUUGUUUUCGAUAUUGUGCAGCAAAUUUUCAAUGGACCACUGAAGUCUGGAUAUAACAAAUUUCUCUUGGCAGAUCUCUUUUCUUCUGCUCAUAUUACCGAUGUCAUUAUGGAAGGCGACAGGAAAUGUCUAGAGUACGAGAAAGAGACUGGAAUCAGACUUGGUUACAUGGGUCAUUUAACAUUGAUCGCCGAGGAAGUUGCCAAAUUCGCUGCCUAUAUAGAAGAAGCCAAUGUGACUUUCGCAUCACCUGUAGUGCAAGAAGGACUCAAUGAACCUAAAUGGAAAGAGUACUGCGAUACAAUUCUCACCGAAACAAGAGAAAAAUAUAGCUCUUUACUCGGAGAUGACGGUUUCGACGAAGGUGAAAACGACGAGGGCGAUGACGAGAUUUACGAAGACGAUGAUGCUAUAAAUGAAAACGAGAAAAGGUUUGUGAAUGUGAACGGGUCCCUGGAGUAUGACGAUGCCGAUGAGGAUGAAAAUCCGAAUGAAUUAGGUGCCGACAACUGUUUCGUUUAUGAAGACAACAUGGGUAAUAAGACAAAAAUCCAAGUACGACUAGACAACAACGAUGAGCAUGACUCGUCGUACGGUGGAGAUUUGAAUAAGUUUAGCAACUACAUGUCAAAUCAGAUUAAAUCCGGCUUAAACAUGGCUGACAAUGCCGAGGAAGAAGACGAAGGAGACGAAGAGGAAGAUAUUUGGAAUGGUGAAUCAUCCAACACAUUCCAACCGCAAGUCCCCAAUAAAACCUUCUUCAACAGCUCCAUGUUCCAUUCCCACCAAUUUGAUCUGUCACCUGACGAUGAAGAAGAUUAUUUAGAUCCUAACGACGAUGGGCAAUCUUAUGCAAAACCAAACCAUCCUUUAUACUCCAGCAUGUUAUCACCGGGUGGUAUGCCCUACGAUGCACCAGACGAAGAACUCAACGAUCUUGAUGUAAACGACGAUGAUGAGGACGACGACGAAGAUGAUUUCGAUGCUGAUACUGAUGUUGGAACACAUAGCGGCAUUUCUCAUCGUUCGAAUGAAUACUCCCUGCGUCGUACUUCCAGUAAUGAUAAGAUCCCUUACGAUCUCGCUGAGCAGAGUAGUAGAGCAAUGGGAAUGCCUGCUUUGCAAAGAUCAAGCUCACAUGAUACAGAUUAA
Messenger RNA from Kluyveromyces lactis, 3303 nucleotides. It is a transcript of the gene SAP185, whose product is annotated as Sap185p. The transcript has a single exon. The record is from RefSeq and is a predicted model, not a curated record. Gene Ontology annotation, molecular function: protein phosphatase binding; protein phosphatase regulator activity. Gene Ontology annotation, cellular component: cytosol; nucleus. Lineage: Eukaryota; Fungi; Ascomycota; Saccharomycetes; Saccharomycetales; Saccharomycetaceae. Bases 1 to 3303 code for a protein of 1100 amino acids.